Serendipita indica DSM 11827 is the source of this 2871-nucleotide messenger RNA. NCBI's taxonomy places the organism in Eukaryota, Fungi, Basidiomycota, Agaricomycetes, Sebacinales, Serendipitaceae. The record is from the annotation of a GenBank genome assembly.
AUGUCUCACUGGGAUAAAGUCGUCAAGUUGGCCUGUAAGCCAAAAUCGGCUGCUCCAAAGGCAAAGUAUCUCGACCCUAUCAUAGCUGCCACAUAUUCCGACGAAAGCUCGCUCCGGGAUGUCUUUGCUUCGCUCGCUGUCAGGCUACGAGAGCCGACGCUGGUGGUCGUUCACAAGGCUCUACUGGUGAUCCAUACCAUGAUUCGGACGGGUCAUACGGACAACGUGCUUGGCUUCUUGUCCAGCUCGAGCAACGAUGUCCUCAAGCUUCGUCACAUUUAUGAUGGAAACUUUGUCACGGGCCAUGUCGCGAGUUACGCCGCCUACCUUGACGCCCGCAUAAGAGCGUUCCGCGAUUUACGACAUGACACCAUUCGAAUCCAAAAUGAGAGCAACCGGGAAGACAGGAUGAGCGGCGGAGGGGAUGGAGGCCGGCCAAGCAAUGCCUCCAGCAGUGCACCCCGCGCAAAAAAGCUGCGGCAAUUGACAGUCGAAAAAGGUCUACUGCGAGAAACUAGGGGCGUUCAACGACAGAUUGAUGCGCUACUUCAAUGUAAAUUCUUUAUGGAUAAUCUGGAAGACGAGUUGACGAUCACGACGCUGAGGCUUCUCGUCAAGGAUUUGCUCAUUCUCUUCCAAGCUGGUAAUGAAGGGGUAAUCAAUGUGCUCGAGCACUACUUCGAGAUGUCCAAGGUAGAUGCCGAGCAGAGUCUCGGAAUCUACAAGUCGUUUUGUACGCAGACCGAAGGCGUCGUAGAGUAUCUGAGCAUUGCACGCAAGCUGGCAAACCUUCUCAACGUGCCCGUCCCAAACUUGCGGCAUGCCCCUACACGACUAGCCGGUGCACUCGAGGAGUACCUUCAGGACCCCAAUUUUGAACAGAAUCGGAUAGAGUAUAAGACGAACAAGGCGCUAGCCGACGGCAAAAUUCCGAACAAGGCAAAACCCCAGACCCAGAAGGAGCAAGCUACUACCUCGGCACCCAAGCAACCCGAGGCAAGCACAUCCAAGGAGAAACCAAGACCGGCCUCGUUGCAACCCGCGAUCGAUCUUCUACAGUCCAUCGAAGAAUCGCAGCCCACCAUGUUCAAUCCGCAAACGGAUAGCCACUCACCCACUUGGUUCCAGCAGCAGCAUGCACAGGCUGCAUAUAAUCCGUUCAGACAGUCUACUAUGAUGCCGCAGAUGACGGGCAUGCCAGCUCAACAGCCAUUUAUGAUGGCACAGCCGACUGGCUUCCAGGCAAAUUCAUCCCCGUUCUCCCAACCUGCUAUGCAGCCUCAGAUGACGGGCAUGCCAUUCCAAUCCACCACGAAUCCCUUCCCUCAAGUGAGCAACUCGCCAUUCGCACAACCCAUGCCUCAGAUGGGGAUGCAGACGGGCGUACCAUUCCAGCAACCGUUCCAGACUCCGAUGGUCCAACCCCAGCCAACAGGCUUCUUGGUGCCCCAGACAACGGGAACAAAUCCGUUCCGGCAGAGCAUCUUGAUGCCACAAGCCACGGGUCUGCCUACAGCCUCGAAUGCAUUCCCUUUUGCAAACGGCCAACCCCGUAGUGCGUCAGCUCUCAACUUUUCUCCACCAUCUGCCCCUCAGAGUGCCGCGGGGUCUCAGCAGACGAACUCGCAGUCACCAUUUGCUGCGGCGUUGAUCAAUCGACCAGCCUCGACGCCGAUCACCUCGAAAGAACCCGCGCUGAAACCGGUAGUAUCGCAUCAGACGGGCUCGCGCAAUCCAUUCGGUCAACCAAAGGCACCGUCUCCGCCACCAGUGCCAAAGCCCCCGACACUAGGAGAGCUUUCAUUUGGUGCCUUUGGAACACAGCAACCUAUGCAAACCGGUGCAUUCGGUGGAAUGCAGCCAAUGCAGACGGGUGCUUUUAAUUCUCAACCGCAGCAACUGAAUGCGACUCCUCAACAGCCAUUCUCGACCCAGCUUUCCAAUGCGCUUGGAGGUAGCACCAACCCGACCACAUCGAAUAUGUCCUCCGUGGCCUCUGCCUUUGCACUUUCAGACCCCAAUAAGCCUGAUGCUGCCGCCUCGAGCACUCCAUCACAGAUUGUGCCUAAUCUUACGGCUCAAACGACGUCGACCACGGCGCUAUCGGACAGCUUCUCCAACCUUUCGUUUGCUCCAUCGACAGCGACGUCUAACACCACGCCCUCAAUCAUCACAACUGCGCCAUUUUCACCACUGCAGCCACAGGCGACUGGAUUUGCGGGCAUCAAGCCAUUCAAGCCGACUUCUUCGUUUGGAGCCUCUUUACUCGAAUCGCUCCCUUCAUCAACUACAACAAGCGCUGCUCCUUCGGCAGCGACAAGUCCAAUCACCGGACCUGGUUCAACUGCGACCGGAACCUCUGGCUCUCAGCUCAGUCUGCCAAGCUUUACGCUUCCUGGUGGCUCCAGUCCUACAUCGACGACACCCGGAGCAUCGGGCGCGCUCAACUCUCAGCCCACUGGCAUAUCCGCUUUCUCGAGCAGCCUGAAUGCAACAGGGACGACGACUGGCGCGUCGUUGUUUGGCGUAAAUGGUUCGACACCUGGCGCGACUAGUACAGUGGGCGUCGGUUUGAGACCGCAGAUGACUGGCGGAGGAGGAAUCAAUCCUUUCCGCGUAUCGAUGGCGGGAGGCUCUCAAUUCGGUACAGGAGCUCAGCAGCCUCCAAUGCCGUCAUUGGCACCAAAUAUGACAGGAUUCACUGGAAUGCAGCAGGGCUCGUCGAUGGGCUCGAAUCUAUUCAGUGGCGCCAGCUCUGGGUUCAAGCCUACCCUGGCCACUAUCCCGUCGUUUACCGGUGCCUUCCCGAACACGAACCUACAAGCGGGACAACAACAACAGCAGCAACAACAACACGCGUCGUUAAUCUGA